AUGGAUUCAAGGUCUAUAGCAGACGUCAAAUAUUUGGAACCGUCUGAUCUAUAUGACUGGAUAACACAAGGCCAUAGUUCUCCAUUUCAAGUUAUCGACGUUAGAGGCUCUGAUUACAUCGGUGGCCAUAUUAUAAACUGUUGGAAUUAUCCAUACAAAAAAUUGACAAGGGAUGAUGCUGGCUUGGAUGACUUGAAGAAAAAUCUUCUAAAAUUGACUCAAGGUACUGAUACUACUAUAAAUGUUGUAUUUCACUGCGCACAAUCGCAACAAAGAGGCCCCUCGGCGGCCGUAAAGUUUCUCAGAAGUCUUAACGAAAAGGAGUUGUCUGUCUUCCACAUUUGGAUACUGAGAGGUGGUUUCAAUAAGUGGCAAGAUGUUUAUGGCGAAGACCAUCUGGUAACUGAAGGGUAUGAACCCGCUUUAUGGGCUUGGUAG
Molecule: messenger RNA, 438 nt
Organism: Kazachstania africana CBS 2517
Lineage: Eukaryota; Fungi; Ascomycota; Saccharomycetes; Saccharomycetales; Saccharomycetaceae
Gene: YCH1
Product: phosphatase YCH1
Exons: 1
Coding region: 1-438 (145 amino acids)
Cellular component (GO): cytoplasm; nucleus
Molecular function (GO): protein tyrosine phosphatase activity
Source: RefSeq, a predicted model, not a curated record